Molecule: messenger RNA, 3214 nt
Organism: Bolinopsis microptera
Lineage: Eukaryota; Metazoa; Ctenophora; Tentaculata; Lobata; Bolinopsidae
Exons: 13
Coding region: 46-1191 (381 amino acids)
Biological process (GO): protein homotetramerization
Molecular function (GO): cAMP response element binding protein binding
Source: RefSeq, a predicted model, not a curated record
GCUUAUAGGAAUGACAUUAAAAGAUGCGAGGACAACGUCACCAGGAUGAAUCACAACCCAAGGAAGUUCGAGGAGAAGAUCGCACUAAACAAGCAGAAACAAGCGGAACAAGACAAACAGUUUGAGGAUAUCAUUCGAGAUGUCAGCAACAUCCGGGACAAUGAGUGCAUCUCUAAUCAGUUCCGUUCACUGCCCAACAUUCAUGGACCUCCUCCCGGGAUGUACCAGUAUAACAUGGCCGCCUUCAAUGCUCCUGUAAACCACCAAGACGGGUUCUGGAACGCAGAUAUUCAUCACGGAUUGAACCUUCAACUACCUGAAUCGCAUCAAAGGAGGGUGCUGUCAGAUUCUCAACUUCAUAAAACAGGAGUUAAAGGAGAAUCAGAAGGAUGGAACAACCACUCGUUACCGAGGCCCAAGUCAGCGUUAAGCGUCAAGUCGUAUGAGAACAGCAUAUCUACCAAGACUAGUUCCUUGCCAGAUCUGUCGCAGAAUUACAUUCCUGUUCAGGACGAGAGCUAUAGUCAAAAUAUCCUACAUCAGCAUUAUCUGGACGGAAUUCCGGACAACUUGCGGAUGGGAGGACAACACCAGUACCAAGUUCCGCCCCAUCAAGGGGGUGGUUACUUCAUGUCAAUAGACGAAGCUACAGGGACAGAUUUAAAGCACCGAGUGAGGCAGUACAGCCCCACUCCCUCCCCUCCCGCCACUCCUCAGAGCAUGUCUUACAAUUUUGGUUCCCCGAACACCAAUUACCAGCGAAUGACAGCUCAGAUGCAAGAAUUCAACCUUCACUCGCCUACCGGUCAAAUACUGCACAGUGGAAACUGUUCGCCACACAGUCGGAGCGGCCAAGCCUCCCCUGAUGUGUACGACAUUAAGCCCAGUAUCGACGACUCGGUAGCAGCACACCAACAAUACAUAAACUAUUACCCGAGCCAGCCUCCCACUCCUCAUGAGCAGCAGAGUUACAGCAAUCCCCCCUCCAUACCUAAGAUACAGGUACAAGCACCAGAGGAAGCCAUGUCGCCGCAGUACUACCCUCCAGACGACGAGAUGAGCGGUGCGGGCAUGGACCUCAACGAGUACUUCGUGAACUUCGAGCACGACUCAAUUCUCCAGGGGGAGGACGUCCAGGGCUCUCUGGACAUGUAUCCUAGCACUAGCUACCAAAACUAUCCCUACUCCUGAUAAUCGGUCCUCGGUCUACUCGGGCAGGUCCACUCCCUACAUAUAUAUAAAAUAUAUGCGUUAAUAUGGUCAAUGUGUGUAGGUAGGAUAGAUAUAGAUAUCAUAUCAUAUAGAAACAUCCCGUGAAACAGUAUUGGUUCAGGGUCAGGGUCUCCGUGAUAUGUAUAUAUUAAUUAUAUAUAUAUACUACCUUAAACACGGGUUCAAAAUAGAAGUCACGAUGAAAAUUUUAAAAUGCUUUUUGAUUGGACAAUUGGUUUGAUUCGGGGCUUCUGAUUGGCCGAUUACACGCCUGCUCGGGGCUGCUAUUUUGAAACCCACGCAUAAACCCUUCAUUCCCCUGAUUUGAUGUUUUAUAACUUACGAUUCAAAAUAUUCAUAUACUCUGCCUUAUUAUGUUCGUUUAUCUAAAAGUGAGGGAGCUAAUAAAAGGUUUAACUUAUGAGAUCAGAUGUGUUAGCAGUAUGUAAUGACAUUCCACGCGUAUUAUAAUUGUACAUACACGCAUUUUUGUUGGGUAGUUUGUGAAGCUGAGGUCUGUCAAGAAUAUGACAGAUAUUUCGCGGUUUUUUUACCGCUUGUCUGGAUAUCCUGAAAGCUAUGUGAUAGUCGUCCUUUGAUGCUUCAAAGGAAUUCUUAAUUUUUCUAAAGAAGAUUGAUUUUAAGAAACCGGUGGGUACCCUCCACUAAACGCAUUUGCAAGAAUUAGCAGGGAAAUUUUAAUUUUGCAUAUGCAUACGUUGUGAAGCUUGGUUUUGCGAAGCCUUUAAUAUUUUGAUGUCAAAAGGUUGAUUUUGAAGUGUGUUACUUACCAAAUGAGAAUUUGCUCUAUUUGAGAUUUCAUAUUCUUGUGAGCUGCCGGACAAUUUAGUUAUUCUGUUUUCUAUCGAUAGAAUUUGAAGCAAAUCCCGACCAAAGUAAGGUCCGGCAAGGUAUCAAACAUUAAAAGUAUGUUCGAUAGGUUCAAAGAUUUACAGUAAAUCGCACCAAUUAAUAAAAUUAGUUUUAUUAAUUAGUAAAAUUAAUUAUCGACUUGAACCUAUCUUUUAGUGGACUAACUCGUAAUAUUUUUGUACUGUAAGCAACUUCUACCGCAUGUUUUAACUAUCGUAGGAUGUACGCAAGUUGGUCGAAUGAACAAGUUUUUAGGCCGAGUUUUAUAAUAUUGACUGUAUAGUGCUGCAUAUGGCGAAGGAAAGCUCACACGUGUUAAAUACGUGGCUCGGAUAUUAGCCAGAUUUGUUAUCAAGGCUAUUGACCGUGUUGUGACCCGUGAUAUUCUGCCAAAAUAAGCUCACUUUGUGACCCCCUUCAAUUUUCUUUGUUGGGCGAUCAGAUUUGCCCUACUAUUCGGUUGGGCUCCUUUGUCAAAUUUAUCAAUCCAAAUCGCCUGCCGUACAGUGUUUGAAAAUUGAUUAAAACAUCAACAAGUUUAUUCUUGGCGGCGCUUUAAAAAUUUUAGACGCUUCCAUGACACGAUUUAAUUAAAAUAGCUAUUUUUGGUUAAAUCACGGUCACAAAUUACUGCAUUUUCGAUAAUUAUGUCGGCUGAAAAGAUAAACGUUUUUCCGUAAUUUAGCGUAUGAAUACUUAAAAUUAAGUUAAAUUAUUGUAGCCUCAAAGAGUCCAGCCAACUUAUCAACUAUUUUGUACCAACUUCUAACUCCGACCCCUUUAUAAUGGUUGAUCAUUGUGGGUAUGCAAUUGUUUGAUCAUUGUACCACAAAAAUCUACAAAAACUCUCACCGUAUCUUCGUAUAUUAAAAAACAGUAAUAUAAUUUAAACGGUGUUUCCAUCUCAGCUCAUUGACUGUUGAGUGUUGAUCCGUAGAUUGCUGAUUAAAUAUAACAUUGACCAUAUCAAUGAUCAAAUCUUUGCUUGUUACACAUUUUAAUGUUAUUAAAAUAUAUCAGUAGCAAGUUGGUUGGACCGACUUUGAUUAAAUCCGGUAUUUAUCCUGUAGUAGUGGAGGAAUGUGUAACUAAAUGUUUAUUUUCUUAUAAUACAAUUCUUUUACCCUUA